AUGGAAAAUUCGUGUGAAGGUCUUGUGACUGUGGGAAAAGAAAGGUCCAAGUUUGGAGAUGACCUCAUCGGUGAGGUUGUCAAUGUUGGGGAAUUCAGCUGUAAUUUCAGGAAAUUACAACAAACAGAUGAAAUCAAGCUGUCGGAGAAUCCUGAAAAACAUGUGGACGUAACAGAAAGUGAUAAUAUCCAUAUGUUGUUCAAGUAUUACAGUCGAUUUGGUUCAGAUACAAAGAAAAACACUUCUUAUCAUGAUCACUCAGAAUUAGAUUGCACAGUCUUUGAAGAAUCUGAUGAUGACAGUGAUAUUGGAGAUCAGGACGAUGAUGAUUAUAUACAAGAAGCAAGUAAUGAGGAAGAUGAUAUUUGUUAUGAUACAAUGGAUGAAGAAGAGGGUGAUACUGAAGAAGAAACUGAUGAUGAGGGCGAAUACCAGCCAGAAAAUAGUGAUAACGAUGAUCAUAAUGAGGAUAAAUAUGUCCAAGAUUUAGAGGAAGAUGAAGAGGACGAUGAGAUGCAAAGUACUUAA
Messenger RNA from Camelina sativa (false flax), 528 nucleotides. The record is from RefSeq and is a predicted model, not a curated record. Lineage: Eukaryota; Viridiplantae; Streptophyta; Magnoliopsida; Brassicales; Brassicaceae.